ACAAUUUGCCGACUAAAGAUGCCGAAAUCCCGUCAAAAUCCCGCGAGAUUUUUUGUCUGAACAUUCUCGCGACAAUAACAGAGAGAGAGACUGUGCAGGAAAUAUGGCGGACAGGCUAACGCAGCUCCAAGACGCUGUCAAUUCGCUUGCAGAUCAGUUUUGUAACGCCAUCGGCGUCCUGCAGCAGUGUGCGCCUCCGGCCUCCUUCAGCAACAUCCAGACAGCGAUCAACAAAGAUCAGCCCGCAAACCCAACCGAGGAAUAUGCCCAACUAUUUGCAGCCCUGAUCGCCAGAACAGCCAAAGAUGUGGAUGUACUAAUCGACUCCCUGCCCAGCGAGGAGUCCACGGCAGUUCUGCAGGCGGCCAGUCUGCGGCAGCUGGAGGAGGAGAACCACGACGCCGCAGCUCGCCUGGAGGAGGUGGUUUAUCGCGGUGACGUGCUGCUCGAGAAGAUCCAGAGCGCCCUGGCUGACAUCGCCCAGUCUCAGCUCCGCACACGCAACGGAGCGCCAAGCCAGCCCUCGCCGACAGAGUCCUGACCCGCGGCGCACACCGUGAAGUCCUGGACAAUUCUCCAUUCAUUGACUCUUCAUUUUCACCCUCAGACAUCAGCUGAUCGCCUCAAAACAGUCAGAGUGUGUCUGUAGAGGAAAUGCAAAUGACAUGUCAUUUGGUUGCUUAGCAACGCUAUAUUCAAAUGGUAAAGGUGGGUCUUCACGGACGCACUGUUUUCAAAAAGGACUUUUCGCUUCACAUGAUACGAUAUCUGUUGUCUCCAAAAGAUUGGUCUGAAUGUGUGAAUUGUCACCACUUUUUUUUAUUUUUAUUUUAUGUGGAUCAAGUCUGUUUUUUUGGGGGGGGUUUGUAGAUAUUUAUGAAUGUGAAAUGAUUUAAAUUCUCGUUGUGGAGUAUCUCCAGUGAAAAAGCUCUAGAUCUUUAGAAGCUUUAGACCAGUUAACAAACCCACUCCGCUCACUGUAACUGACACUUUGGUUUAAUUUUAAAAAAAAUAAAGUUUGAUACACUUUGGAGAUCAAA
This is a messenger RNA of Gasterosteus aculeatus aculeatus (three-spined stickleback), 1040 nucleotides long. It is a transcript of the gene med21, whose product is annotated as mediator complex subunit 21. NCBI's taxonomy places the organism in Eukaryota, Metazoa, Chordata, Actinopteri, Perciformes, Gasterosteidae. Gene Ontology annotation, cellular component: mediator complex. Gene Ontology annotation, biological process: regulation of transcription by RNA polymerase II. The record is from RefSeq and is a predicted model, not a curated record. Gene Ontology annotation, molecular function: transcription coregulator activity.